CAGGAGGCACAGCAGCAACCGAUUUCUCCGAGGGCGAUUGAUUUAGCCAAUAAUUGUUCCUUGUCGUCAACCAAAGACACUAGAAGCAGAGAUCCCAUUCAGCUGGACGAAUCACAGCUUGUUUCGCUGGCAGUCUACGGGAAGCUUGAUGAAAUUCCGGCAUCAGGGGAGACGCAGCAGAUGGCUAGUGAGCAAACAGGUCUUCGAUGUGUGGAAAUGCAGCUAUCUUUGAUGGGCGAGACGGCAAAAGUAAGGAAGACUGACACGUCCGAGGGCUCUUGCAAAAAAAGUGUCGUUUACCGUGAACCAAUACGGCAUGACAACCAGGAAAUCAAGAUAAUUGAAGUGGAAAAGCGAACAAAAUGGCCUAAAAAUGGCUUCCUGCCUCAAGCCUACUUGGACACGAAGUGGAAAAGAAACAAAAUUAAACGAGGCAGAUGCGAGGGUUGGAGAAUGCCCGGACAGUUGAUUUCAUUCAGUCCCACCAUUUCUCUCCUGGAACCCCCACAAAUUCCCGCUUCUGACUCCAUUUCACAACCACUCCCAUCUGGAAAGAGCCUUACUUUCGAAAAUUAUGGACUACCGACCAAGAUGCUCGAUUCCGUCGCUAUAGAGGCAGAUUCAAACCAAGAUUCUUCCGUCUCUCCCUCACCUCCUGACGGAAACUGUACGGCUAUUGUUCACGCCAUUCACUUGCCCAAUGUUGGUCAGGAGCUAAAAACAUUCGAACGAGAGCUUGCAUAUUCGGCCACUGAAACAGAAGAGUCUAAUUGUACAUUCCAAUCGGCCGGUCAAUUGCUGACGCCGAAACUCAACGCCUGUGAACUUCACACCAAUAUACACAUCCGGGCACCCGGUUUAGAAUCUCGACCCAAAGACUCGCCUAAGGCUCUUUUUGAGGUACAUGUAGACGAUAAGAACCGCAAUCACCCUUUCAACCUGACUUUUGGGCCCAAAACACCCAAGCAAGCCAGACUUGGAGAAGCCACCCUCGAAAUGCACACAAAACAAUGGAUUUAA
Messenger RNA from Protopolystoma xenopodis, 1020 nucleotides. NCBI's taxonomy places the organism in Eukaryota, Metazoa, Platyhelminthes, Monogenea, Polystomatidea, Polystomatidae. The record is from the annotation of a GenBank genome assembly.